This is a messenger RNA of Chaetomium fimeti, 4829 nucleotides long. RefSeq lists its product as uncharacterized. The transcript has a single exon. The record is from RefSeq and is a predicted model, not a curated record. NCBI's taxonomy places the organism in Eukaryota, Fungi, Ascomycota, Sordariomycetes, Sordariales, Chaetomiaceae. The coding region runs from base 372 to 4694 and encodes 1440 amino acids.
AUCAACGUCUGUGAUACGCCGCAUGCAGGCCAGGGGAAGAAGGAGAUUCUUUUAUUGGUUCGAGUUCGGCUUGUGCUUGGUUGCACCAAACACCUUGAUCAAUUGCUGCAUCCAUCCGCUCGGGAAGGCUCUCAUAGACCCAUGUUCGUGUUCCUAAUAUUCUUCCCUGGGCGCCCAUAACGCGUCGAUCAAUGGAAUGUCAUCGCAUCCCGAGGUUGUGAGAACUCGAGCAGCACCACCUCGACUCCCUAGCGGUUUAGUCCCAGCUUCUCUAUACGUCUAACUUGAACUACUGGUCUUGACAACUUAUCCCGUCAGUUCUACGGACCACUCACACAUCGAAGAAUUCCAAUACAACGUCAAAAGCCAACAUGGAUACCUCUACGAUAUCUCUUUCAUUAGAUGCCACCAAGAUCCAAGGCAAUGCUGUCUCCAAGAUGCUUGAGAUGACGGACCUGACCCCUGAAACCCUGGCCAAAGUGUUCAAGGAUGUCGGCGAGAGUCCCGAAAAGCUGCGAGCACUGCUGAACCUUUGGUUCACACCCUGGCACAAACCAAAUUUUGCGGCGGAUCACGACUAUUCCGUUGCCGGUUUACGGGACGUCGAGUUCCUCGGGACUGCGGACCUACCUCCAGGACAGCUCCCGUACCGCAUGUUCGACAUCGAGACGGGCAACUUGGUUGAGUACCCGGCAAUCGGUGUCCGAGGCCAGUAUUGUAUGUUGUCCCAUCGGUGGAAAGGUGUGGAAGUCUCCCUCGGCUACAUCAAGGAGGCUCGGAGAAAGGAGCUGGAGCGCGCGAGGGAGGCGGCUAGAGAUGGACAGCCGGGUGUGAGGAACAGCAGGAAAAGUGACAUGGAGUUGGUUAUGGAACAAUGCAGGCUGGACAUCGAGGAGCAGGAAGGUUUGAUCAAGGAACUACUUGGGGAGGCAACUGGGCAAGAAGCCGCACCAGUCAACAUCGCCGAGCUCCUUGACCGUCGUCUCAACGUACGCACCACUGAGUACAUGCUCGGAAAAGCAAAGGACAAGGAGGACCAAGCAACAACUAAACUCCGCUUUGCGCGGAUGGAGCAAAAGAUAUUCAGCGACCUUGUCAAGGAGAUGCAUGACCGGGUGGACGAGGAAAUGGAGGCGCAUUUGGGUAAAGCUGAGGCCAAGAACACAUCCGUUCGUCAACCACGUCGCGCGAAAUUGGGCGGCGAGGUUGUGACAGAGGCCGAAACUGAGGUUACAGCGGCUGCGGACAACCUCAAAACAGCCGAGGAUGAGCACGGCUCGGUACGGCAUGACAUCGAGUACUUCCAGCAACAUUUUCAUCUCCGCGAUGCACUCGACGAACUGGUCUGCCGCUUACAGAGGUGGAAGUCCGUCAUCAAGAUCGACCGGGCCAUUCAAGAAGCCGACCGGAUUUUCAAGACCAAGCUCUUCCGGGACCGGGAGAAGUGUUAUCUGUGGACAGACCCAUGUUGCAUUGACAAGUCGAACGGCGGGGAGCUCUCUGAGUCGCUGUCGCUCAUGGGAGACUGGUAUGCCGACGCCGAGUACACCUUGGUGCAACUUGACACCCCCUUUCGUGAGGCGGAUGCCGUCACGGACUGGCGCCGCUUCGAGGCGGAGAGAGGCGGAGAAUGCGAGCCGAUCAACGAGAAGCCCAAUAUCCUGGAUUUCAGGAACGUGAAGGAGUAUAAGCCGGAAUGGUCCACCCGGGCUUGGACUCUGCAAGAGUUGGUCAUGAGCAAGACAACCUUCUACGUCAACUCGGAAUGGUCGCCCCUGAGCCGACCAGUGGAGAGUUUGGGGUACUUUUACUACCUGAUCCCAUUCAUCGCACUUUACACGGGGAGUGACACCAAGAACAUCUACCGCUCCCUGUGCCCGACGGCUCGAGGCUUCUGGGACUCUGAAAUUCUCAAAGGAGUCCUAAGUAACGCAGAAAGCUCAGGUCAGCUCGAACAACUCCACAAGAACAUCCAGGCCGGUGGUCCUUCAACAAAAGGGGUAGAAUUUAGCGAAAUCUCUAGAGUCGAAACGGCUCAGCAGUUGAUCGCUCUUCUCGACGUCCUUGGGGUUCGAAUUCACAGCAGCCUCACCAUGGAAACAGCGACUUCUGAAGUGGCUCGAGCCGUGUACCUUGCCUCAGCUAACCUCACUAGCGAGAGCGAGAAAGGGAAGAAAAGGCGAGAACACUAUCUCCGGCUCAAGAAAUGCCUCCCGGAACCGGACUUGACGGUUUUCUCCGCAAAGAUGAGCGAAGAGGAGGUAGCUGAGGAGGUUGCCCAGCACGCCCUCAACUUUGUGCUUCAAUGCCUAGUUGCCGAAACCGAGGACCUCAUCCUCGUAGACCGGCAGUGCAUUGCCGAGUUUGGGAAGCUCCAGCAACUUACAGCGUGGCAGCGAGGGACAAGCCGAGCGGGGUUCUCCGCUCAGAGCGUGUUGGAACUAUCCGGGACGCGGACGGCCACUGUUGCAACCGACAAGUCAUACGCGUUGAUGGGUAUUCUAGACGUUCGGUUCCCUACCUUCCCCGCCGAGGGAUCCAUUAAAGCUUUGGCUCGGCUGCUUGACGAGGUGGUGAUAACUCGCAACGACAUUUCGGUGUUUAACUGGAUCGGGAUGGAGAUGGGCAGCCCUAUUCGAGGCAGAUCCAUGUACCCCUCUUCCCCCGCGGCGUAUGGGAAGGAAAUCGACCGCGGUAAGCGAUACAAUCUUCUUCUAGCCGCGCGGGUUCAGGACAAGAUGGACGAUGUUGUGGCAACGUAUCAUAGUGUUAUCCGGACCCUGCGAACCACCAUCGACUUCCUCAAGGACAAGGAACGCAAGAGCCUCCCUAUCAACUGGAUUGAGCGGAUAGUGCAAAUUGUCCGUCUAAAUGGUUUCAGAGAGCUCAGACCUCAGCAAGAGGGCUUUGAAAAGAUUGUUGCAUACGUCAGAGAGUACUGCAGAAGAGAGAGCCUGGAGCAGGCAAAAGCUAAGGCGGCAAAGUUGGCCGAAUCUGCAGCCUCUCCUGGAACCGCCAAGGGAAGCUCACUGCUAAAGAGACCGGCGAUGCCAUCGGUUCCGUCGUUGUCAACCCCCUCCCUGUCGCUGUCUGGGCUUAUGAGCUCGGCAGCACCCAAAAAGGAGGAAGAGGGUUCGACUUCGGCGAAGAAGCCAUCCAAGUUUGGGCUCGGAAAAGGGCUCAAAAGUUCUUCUUUCGGUUUCUCCAAGAAGGGCGGAAGUUCGGCGCAGGAUGAGGAGCCAGCAGUGGUAGAGGUCGCAGCAACACCUCCCGUGGAAACUUCUGAUGCUACCCUAGACCCACCGCCACCUUACGCCGCAGUUGAGACUCCGUCGACGCAACUAUCAUGGCAAGACUUUGAUGGGCAGGUGAUGGACUAUCUAACGGGUGCGGCCACUCAAAGGUUGGACAAGGUCCUACCUCCCGAGCUCCAGUCGAUCAAGUUUGAGGUUGACGAAAGCGAACGGCUCGCUGCCCACCGUCUCAAGGUCCCCAAGGAUUCGUUGGAAGGAGAAAGCCUCGACACAAUUUCGCCCAACCCCAUCAUUGUCAACAACUCCGGCAUCGAAGGUCUCUUCGACAUCCAGCGCGUUGUCGUGACCAUGAUAGAUGCCAAGAAGCUACGCAGACAAGUUGCCAAAGCGGUUGGCCCGCACGACAAGAUAUCGGGUUGGUGUUCGAUCAGCACCGGCUUUGCAAGAGUGAUCACCAACUUUGCCUGCGAGAGGCACAUUCUAGAACAGGAGCUGGAUGUCAUCGAGUCCGUCGACGCAAGGGUGUUACGGGAGGAAGGCAAGGACAAGGAUGAAAAACGAAGUACCAAAAUCCUCAGCACCCUGUCCGUCACCAACGCUACCGCCUCACAACCGGACAAGCACGGCGUCCAGAAUCAAGGUAGCCAGGCGGACGCAGGCAACCCCAAGGCCACCGAAGAGCCCGACGUCCCCAAGAACACAGACAAAGGAAACACCGAAGAAGAACGCCUCGUCGGGCGCAUGAUUGACUUCAUCCAGGAGCCACAACUGGCGCUCGUCGCAGGCGAGUGGGUGCUCGCACGCUUCUCAGGCGCCCCCGGCGCCAACUGGUUCCUAUGUCAUCUCGAACUGGGGCCCGUGCCGGGCCAGUUCUACGGCCGGCGCAUCGCCGCGGGCGCCAUCGACUUCCGUGACUCGACGCCCGAGCCGGGCCUGGUCAGUGCCUGGCAGACCUACAUGGAUCGCAAGAAGCGGAAGAUGUGUUAUAUUCUGGAUGAUUAUUUGCGGAGCCGGAUGACGGCGAGGAGUGGAGGGGAGAAGUUGAAGGAGGGGUCGAGUCUGGCACAGCAGGGGUUGGAUAUGGCGUCGAAGGGGCUGAGGUCACCCGGGUUGAAGAAGGGGUCGAAUGAGGUGGCGGCUGGGACCGAAGGCGAUGGAAAGGAAGGUGGUGAUGAAUCGGAUGACGAAGGAGUUGAAAAUCUUGUCGACAAGGUUUUGGGACAAGGGAGAUUGGCGGUGAAGGUACUGGGUGAGUACACUGUGCUUGCUGUGGCGGAGAAGUUGUUCGAGAUGCGUGCGGAUCACCUGGACAAGACACUCGCAGCGGCAGUGCUGAAGCGGACGCCAAAGGCCCUGCGGACUGCGGUUGAGAACAUGAACGACAACAAGAGUUUCUUACCGGCCAUGUUUCACUCGUCGACGAGGGUUCAUAUGUUCUGAGGGGAGAAGGUAUCCAAAGGGGGAAAAGGGAUCGGUCGUUAACAGGGAGAAAGAAACCAAUAUCACCAGACUGCACUAUUCAAGCACGUGUAUUUUCGACGAAUUAUAGUAACAUACCGAACUUUGCUACCUACG